This is a messenger RNA of Chenopodium quinoa (quinoa), 950 nucleotides long. Its product is annotated as exosome complex exonuclease RRP44 homolog A-like. The record is from RefSeq and is a predicted model, not a curated record. Gene Ontology annotation, biological process: rRNA catabolic process. Gene Ontology annotation, molecular function: endonuclease activity; RNA binding; 3'-5'-RNA exonuclease activity. NCBI's taxonomy places the organism in Eukaryota, Viridiplantae, Streptophyta, Magnoliopsida, Caryophyllales, Amaranthaceae. The transcript is spliced from 9 exons. Gene Ontology annotation, cellular component: nuclear exosome (RNase complex); cytoplasmic exosome (RNase complex). The coding region runs from base 1 to 879 and encodes 292 amino acids.
AUGGGAAUGUAUCAAAUUCGAGAAGCUAAUCAAAUGGUCGAGGAGUUUAUGCUUGCUGCCAAUGUUUCGGUUGCAGAAAAAGUGUUGAAACAUUUUCCAUUUUGUUCAUUAUUAAGGCGUCACCCUACUCCAACAAAAGAGAUGCUUGAGCCUCUUCUACGCACUGCUGCUGCUGUUGGCCUUGAUCUGGAUGUCUCAUCAACAAAGGCACUUGCCGAUUCAUUAGACCGGGCUGUGGGUAAUGAUCCUUAUUUCAACAAGCUGAUUCGGAUUCUGGCAACAAGAUGCAUGUCGCAGGCAGUAUAUUUCUGCAGUGGAGAUCUCAGCCCUCCAGAGUAUCUUCAUUAUGGUCUUGCUGCACCUUUGUACACUCAUUUUACAUCUCCUAUCCGAAGAUAUGCAGAUGUAGUAGUACACAGGCUGCUAGCUGCAUCCAUAGGGAUAUCCAAGCUUCCAGAAAUUUUCCAGGAUAGGCCUCAACUUACUAGUAUUGCUGACAAUUUGAACUACCGACAUAGAAAUGCCCAAAUGGCUGGUCGGGCUUCAGUGGAGCUUCAUACAUUAAUAUACUUCAGGAAACGGCCUACAGAUACAGAGGCCAGAAUAGUGAAGAUAAGAUCCAAUGGAUUUAUUGUAUUUGUGCCCAAGUAUGGUAUUGAAGGGCCUGUUUAUUUAACUGCAAGAGGUGAUAGUGGGAGUGGAGAGUGGAUGGUGGACGAGCAGCAUCAGCAGGUUAAAAAGGCAGAUGGUAGCCUUUGUUACAAUGUUCUGCAAAUGGUGCGAAUUCAUAUGGAGGUUGUAGAACCCCAGCCUAACAGGCCUAAACUUGAACUGACUCUUACAGAAUACCUCAACUUUUUUGUUCGUUGGAAUAUAUAAAAAGCAAUUUGUACCAUACUAUCCUAUUCUAGUUCUUUCCAUUUAAUUUCAAGUGUGGGAUUUUAUUUUCA